This is a messenger RNA of Solea senegalensis (Senegalese sole), 3149 nucleotides long. RefSeq names its product minichromosome maintenance complex component 4 (gene mcm4). The record is from RefSeq and is a predicted model, not a curated record. Bases 96 to 2678 code for a protein of 860 amino acids. Gene Ontology annotation, molecular function: ATP binding; single-stranded DNA binding; single-stranded DNA helicase activity. Lineage: Eukaryota; Metazoa; Chordata; Actinopteri; Pleuronectiformes; Soleidae. Gene Ontology annotation, cellular component: nucleus; MCM complex. The transcript has 17 exons. Gene Ontology annotation, biological process: DNA replication; DNA strand elongation involved in DNA replication; mitotic DNA replication initiation.
GGUCCAACUUUCCCCGCGAAAAUAACGUCACUCGCAGUUUCGCGCCAGAUCUGCAGUUUUCGGACGCGUACCCAAGAAGAGGUAUUUUGGCAACAAUGUCUUCUCCAACGUCGACUCCUGGUGGCCGCAAGCGCGGCAGAAACACUAACCCCUCCACACCCAGCAGCGAGGGUCCCAUCUCGCCUCCCUCUCAAAAGCGCAGAGGUCAGGACUCCUCUACCGGAGACCUAAUGCAGAUGCCCACGUCUCCUGCCACAGAUGUCCUCAGUCCUUCAGCACCACAAGACACUUCUCUGUUCUCCAGCCCAAGACCAUCAGUCCCACCCAAUGAAGUGGACAUGAGCUCCCCUCUGAUGUAUGGAACUCCCAGCUCCAGAGUGGAAGGGACUCCUCGCAGUGGAGUGCGCGGCACCCCAGCAAGACAGCGCCCUGAUCUAGGAUCAGUGCGGAAGGCUCCACAAGUCGAUCUUCAGUCUGAGCCGCCAAGUGCCGAGGGAGCAGCUGCCAGUGAAGCAAACGCCGGCCAGAGGCUGGUGAUCUGGGGGACCGAUGUCAAUGUCGGCACCUGCAAGGAGAAGUUUCAGAGGUUCCUGCAGAGGUUCAUCGACCCAUCCUCCACUGAAGACGAGAACGCUGGUCUGGAUCUGAAUGAGCCGCUGUACAUGCAGAAGCUGGAAGAGAUCAGUGUUGUUGGUGAUCCAGUGCUGAAUGUGAGCUGCCUGCAUGUGCAGGCUUUCGAUGCAGAACUUUACAGGCAGCUCAUCAGUUACCCACAGGAAGUCAUCCCGACCUUCGACAUGGCAGUCAACGAGCUUUUCUUUGAACGUUUCCCAGACUCAAUCCUGGAAUUCCAGAUCCAAGUCCGCCCCUACAACGCCCUAAAAACCAGGAACAUGAGGAGCUUGAACCCAGAAGACAUCGAUCAGCUGAUCACUAUCAGUGGCAUGGUGAUCCGCACUUCUCAGCUCAUCCCGGAGAUGCAGGAGGCGUUCUUCCAGUGCCAGGUGUGCGCCUACAGCACACGUGUGGAGGUGGAUCGUGGGCGCAUCGCUGAGCCGGCUGUGUGUCGCCACUGCAACACCACCCACAGCUUGGCGCUCAUUCACAAUCGCUCCCUCUUUUCAGACAAGCAGAUGAUCAAAAUUCAGGAGUCUCCAGAAGACAUGCCGGCUGGUCAGACACCUCACACAACUAUUGUUUAUGGUCAUAAUGACCUGGUUGACAAAGUGCAGCCGGGAGACAGAAUAAACAUCACCGGUAUCUACAGAGCCGUCCCCAUGCGCGCCAACCCGCGCCAGAGCAACGUCAAGUCCGUGUACAAGACGCACAUAGACGCCAUCCACUUCCGCAAGACGGACGAGAAGCGUCUCCACGGCCUGGACGAGGAGACCGAGCAGAAGCUCUUCACUGAAGACAGAGUGCAGACCCUGAAGGAGCUGGCGGCCAAGCCGGACGUCUACGAGCGCCUCUCCUCGGCCCUCGCGCCGAGCAUCUAUGAGCACGAGGACAUCAAGAAGGGGAUCUUGCUGCAGUUGUUCGGCGGCACCCGCAAGGACUUCAGUCAGACUGGCCGCGGUCACUUCCGUGCUGAGGUGAACAUCUUGCUCUGUGGAGACCCUGGCACCAGCAAGUCCCAGCUGCUGCAGUACGUGUUCAACCUGGUGCCCCGCGGCCAGUACACGUCGGGGAAGGGCUCCAGCGCCGUGGGUCUCACCGCCUAUGUGAUGAAGGACCCGGAGACCAGGCAGCUGGUCCUGCAGACUGGAGCUCUGGUACUGAGCGACAACGGCAUCUGCUGCAUCGACGAGUUUGACAAGAUGAGCGACAGCACGCGCUCGGUGCUGCACGAGGUCAUGGAGCAGCAGACCCUCUCCAUCGCUAAGGCCGGAAUUAUUUGUCAGCUGAACGCACGCACUGCAGUGUUGGCCGCCGCCAACCCCGUCGAGUCUCAGUGGAACCCGAAGAAGACGACCAUUGAGAACAUCCAGCUGCCUCACACGCUGCUGUCCAGAUUCGAUCUAAUCUUCCUGAUGCUGGAUCCCCAAGAUGAGGCUUACGACCGCAGGCUGGCCCACCACCUGGUGUCCCUGUACUACCAGAGUGAGGAGCAGAUGGAGGAGGAGUUCCUUGACAUGGCAGUGCUGAGGGACUACAUUGCAUAUGCGCGAACAUACAUUAAUCCAAGAUUGAGUGAGGAAGCCAGCCAGGCCCUCAUUGAGGCCUAUGUGGACAUGAGGAAGAUAGGCAGUGGUCGAGGCAUGGUGUCCGCCUACCCCAGACAACUGGAGUCCCUGAUCCGUCUGGCAGAGGCCCACGCCAAAGUGCGCUUCUCUGAGAAGGUGGAGACCAUCGAUGUCGAGGAGGCCAAGCGGCUCCACCGCGAGGCCCUCAAACAGUCUGCAACAGACCCCAGGACAGGAUUUGUUGACAUCUCAAUUCUCACAACAGGUAUGAGCGCUACUGCCCGCAAGCGUAAAGAGGACGUUGCCCAAGCCUUGAAGAAACUGAUCCAGGCCAAGGGAAAGACGCCUGCUAUGAAGUACCAGCAGCUCCUCGAUGAUCUCAGAGGACAGUCUGAAACUGCAAUCACUAAGGAGCUGUUUGAUGAGGCUCUCCGAGCCUUAGCUGACGAGGAUUACUUGACAGUUACUGGAAAGACUGUUCGUCUCCUUGCCUAAAGCCACACCCUGCAAUUAUGUACAGUCCUUAAUUUUAAAUACUGUCCUGAACUUUUUUUUUUCUUUGCUGUAAAAAGAAAAAUUGUAUUAUUGAACCACCAAAUGUUUUCUGGGUUUGUAAGACAUUUAAACAUCCUGGAUGAUUCAGUUACCACCAGAUGACUCAUUCAAACUUGACUGUUGGUUUGAUUGGGGGAAAAAAAGAUGGAAAAAUUGAAACUUGCCUUGCUGUUAACUGAGGUGAUAUUUAACAGUGAUUGUAUGUCUGUUGUUGUUUUCAAAUUAAUGCUCUUGAUGUUUUGUUGUCUGUGGAGGUAAAAAGCUCUUGUCAUCUAAAUUGUUUGUUUUCUGUGAUGUGUUUAAAGAAAGCCUUUGUUUUUGUACCAUAUUUCUAUGACCAGAUUAGAAAUGUCCUUAUAGCUUGUAUUGGCCAUUUGUUUAUAGAGAGAAAAUAAAAUGUUGCUCACUCAA